GCUCGGAAUGUGAUUCUUUUUCUAUGUUAAGCUGGUUUAGGGAAGCUGUGUUGGAGACUAAUCCUGGUUCUUCAGUUGUUCUUGAAGUUGAUGAGAGUACCGAGAGGUUUAAAAGGGUUUUUGUAGCUCAUGCUGGCCAAAUUCAGGGUUUCAAGUUCAGCCUACCUGUUUUAUAUGUUGAUGGUGCCCUUGGAAAGAGCAAAUACAAGGGGCAGAUUCUUGCUGCAACUGGAAGAAAUGGAAACAAAGGUUUCUUCCCUUUAGCCUUGUGUUUUUGUGAUUCAGAGACUGAAGAAAACUGGUUGUUUUUCUUCAAGAACUUGAAGGCUUUGUUGGAACCGCAAGGAAGGAUUAUCACAUUCAUUAGUGAUCGUGGUGUUGGUUUGUUGAAGGCAUUUGAUCUCAUUUUUCCUGGUAAUCCUCAUCUUUACUGUUAUCAUCAUUUGCGAUACAACCUUAGUCGAAAGUAUAAGAACAAAGGAGGGGAAAUUGUUGUUGCUGAUGUGUUACAAAAAUUCUUUAAAGUGGCUUAUACAUCGACUGAGAAGUCUUUCUACUUUCAUUUAAAAAAUUGAGAGAUGAGGGUGGUGCUGCUACUA
Messenger RNA from Fragaria vesca subsp. vesca, 599 nucleotides. RefSeq lists its product as uncharacterized. The coding region runs from base 24 to 575 and encodes 183 amino acids. The transcript is spliced from 2 exons. NCBI's taxonomy places the organism in Eukaryota, Viridiplantae, Streptophyta, Magnoliopsida, Rosales, Rosaceae. Gene Ontology annotation, molecular function: zinc ion binding. The record is from RefSeq and is a predicted model, not a curated record.